Messenger RNA from Oncorhynchus tshawytscha (Chinook salmon), 5007 nucleotides. RefSeq names its product transient receptor potential cation channel, subfamily C, member 4 associated protein a (gene trpc4apa). Gene Ontology annotation, cellular component: Cul4A-RING E3 ubiquitin ligase complex. The coding region runs from base 75 to 2396 and encodes 773 amino acids. Gene Ontology annotation, biological process: ubiquitin-dependent protein catabolic process. NCBI's taxonomy places the organism in Eukaryota, Metazoa, Chordata, Actinopteri, Salmoniformes, Salmonidae. The transcript is spliced from 17 exons. Gene Ontology annotation, molecular function: phosphatase binding. The record is from RefSeq and is a predicted model, not a curated record.
GAAUAUUUUGUAUCAACCAUAGCUCGCUAAAUCCACAGAACUUCCUGCUUAGAACUGUUCAGGAAAAAGAAAUAAUGGCGACGUUGCUGGGGUCUGAGUCCCCUUGGACUGGAGGAAAACGAAGCAGUCGCAAUAUCAUUGCAAAAAUCACACACAGUCAGAUCGCAGGCCAGGGUUUCAGCAGAGGGACACAGCUCCCAGAGGCUCUGCUCCAGGAGAGAGAUAAGAGGGCCAAAUGGCACGGCAUCCCUGAGCUGCUGCAGAAGCUCCAUGAGAGCAGCCAUCCUAACAGUGACCUCUCCCACACACACAGUGUACUAAAGGAACUAUCAUCCCUACUUUCCAUGGAGGCAAUGUCUUUUGUCACAGAAGACAGGAAGAGUGCUCAAGAAUCCACAUUUCCCAACACAUACACCUUUGACCUCUUUGGUGGAGUUGAUCUGCUGGUAGAGAUCUUGAUGAGGCCUACACUCACUAUGCAGAAGAAGAAACCUCAAAUGAAUGAUGACUUAGUCAAGGACUGCCUCAGUGUUCUUUAUAACUGCUGUAUAUGUACGGAAGGGGUUACAAAGAGCCUUGCAGCCAGAGACGACUUUGUCCUGUUUCUCUUCACCUUGAUGACGAACAAGAAGACGUUUCUACAGACUGCCACUUUAAUCGAGGAUAUUCUCGGCGUCAAGAAGGACAUGAUCCAGUUGGAGGGGAUUCCUAACCUGUCUGGUCUGGUCCAGAGCUUCGACCAGCAGCAGCUGGCUAACUUCUGCCGCAUCCUCUCUGUCACCAUCUCAGAACCCGACGUGAGAAAUGAUGACAAACACACCCUGCUGGCCAAGAAUGCACAGCAGAAACGCAACGCAAGCCCCUCACGUGCAGAGGUCAAUCAAGUUACCCUCCUGAACAUCCCGGGCUUCAUCGAGCGCCUGUGUAAGCUGGCCACCAGGAAGGUGUCUGAGGCCACCGGGGCGUCGAACUUCCUGCAGGAGCUGGAGGACUGGUACACGUGGCUGGACAACGCCUUGGUGCUGGACGCCCUCAUGCAGAUGGCCACGGAGGAGGCUGAGCACAGCAGCACAGAGUCAUCAGAUGAGAGUUCGAUGGCCACCAGCCCUCUGAGGCACCGUCUGCCCCAGUCCAUGAAGAUCGUCCAUGAGAUCAUGUACAAGGUGGAGGUGCUUUACGUGCUCUGUGUGCUGCUAAUGGGCCGUCAGAGGAACCAGGUACACAAGAUGUUAGCAGAGUUCCGUCUGAUCCCAGGUCUCAACAACCUGUUUGACAAGCUGAUCUGGAGGAAGUACACCUCGUCCGAUCAUGUGGUGCAUGGCCAGAACGAGAACUGUGACUGCAGUCCUGAAAUAUCCUUCAAGAUCCAGUUUCUGAGGCUUCUCCAGAGCUUCAGUGACCACCACGAGAACAAGUACCUUCUUCUGAACAGUCAGGAGCUGAACGAGCUGAGUGCCAUUUCUCUGAAGGCCAACAUACCGGAGGUGGAGGCCUUAGUCAAUACAGACAGAAGUCUAGUGUGCGAUGGGAAGAAGGGACUCCUCACACGUCUGCUCGCCGUCAUGAAGAGGGAGCCUCCAGACUCCUCCUUUAGGUUCUGGCAGGCCAGGGCAGUGGAGAGUUUCCUCCGUGGAGCCACCUCUUAUGCGGACCAGAUGUUUCUGCUGAAGAGGGGGCUGCUAGAACACAUCCUAUUCUGCAUCAUAGACAGUGGCUGUAAGUCCAGAGAUGUCCUGCAGAGCUACUUUGACCUGCUGGGGGAACUCAUGAAGUUCAACAUCGACGCCUUCAAGAGGUUCAACAAAUAUGUCAGCACAGACGACAAGUUCCAGACCUUCAUGACCCAGAUCAACAGUUCCCUGGUGGACUCCAACAUGCUGGUGCGCUGCAUCGUCCUGUCCCUCGACCGCUUCGAGAGCCAGACAGAGGAUGUGAAAGUGGUGGAGGUGCUGUCUGAAUGCUGUCUGCUGUCCUACAUGGCCCGGGUGGAGAACAGGCUGUCCUUCCUCUUCAGGCUGGUCAAUGUCAUCAAUGUGCAGACUCUCACACAGGAGAAUGUGAGCUGUCUGAACACCAGUCUGGUGGUCCUGAUGCUGGCCAGGAGGCGGGGUAAACUUCCCUUCUACCUCAACACAUUGAGAGAGAAGGAGUAUGCAGAGAAAUAUCCUGGCUGCCUGCUAAACAACUUCCACAACCUGCUGCGCUUCUGGCAGCGCCACUACCUCAACAAGGACAAGGACAGCACCUGUCUGGAGAACAGCUCCUGCAUCCCCUUUGACUACUGGAAGGAGACAGUGUCAGUGCUUCUGGGCUCAGACAGGACUUCUCUGUGUGCCAUAGCCAGCUACAUAGACGAGCCCUUCAUGGAGCUGGACAGGGACCUGCUGGAGGAUUAACCCAUACAGGCUGGUUUGGGUGUGUAGGGGGUUGCUGGGGUAUGGACACCUAUCAUGAGUGAUGACCAUGCCAGAAAGCUAGAGCAGGACUGUAACUGUGGCUGGACACAGACUCGUUGCUAUGCUGUCUGUAACUAGGCCAGGAGGCCGUUACUGAAGGAGGGGGGGGGUGAUUCUACAAUCCUGGCCAUCUUCACUCCUCGCUCCAUUCUCUUCGGAGGAGAAGGGGCGAGACUGCACCUGUUUGUCUGUCCAUUACCAGACCCUACAGUAGAGAUACAUUUCUUGGACCUUGAAAUACUCCUAUGUUGGUGGUUUGCUUUAGGUGAAAUCAAAUAGCCUUUUAUAUAUUACAUAAAUAUAUUGAAAAAUCUAUACAUACGAUGCAACAAAUUAGAUAGAUAUAUCCUAUCUAUCCAUCUAACACAGAAAAUGGUUUGUUUUCACUGUGGGGGACUUGUUAUAAGAGGGGAGGCCCAGAGUAUGUCUGAAGACUAGUCCCCCCUGUGUCUCUUCUAGCCCACAUGGCUCUCUUAGAGAAGGGAAGUGUUGACUCCAUGUCUGGGAGCCUAAGAGGGCUGCUCAUGACUGGAUGCAGAGGUGGCAUCAGUCUUGUCCAGUGGUCUUUUGAAUGAAUGGCUUCGUCUCUGAUCUAUAUGUGUAUGUAGGGCUCUCUCUCUUAGGUGAAUCUAGUCGACUGGUACUUGUAGCUUUACUCAGCCCGUCCAGGUAGCUUGUGGAUCUGUUAAUGGUUGACAUUCUAUGGGGUCCUAUGGUGGAUGAGAUGGGGCUGGACGGGACCCCCACUCACCUGAAGUCACCAACCCCUUCAUGACUUUACCCCAACACAAGGAAACAUUUUCCUUUCUGUUUUUCAGACAUUGUUUUUGUUUUUCAUCUUGUUAAGAGAAAAGCUUUUAGUUCUAAAUAAAGUGUAGAUAAAAGGAAGAAAACAUUGCACUGUUUGAAUUGUUGUUUUGUUUAUUUUGAUGACCGGUGUUUUCAUUUUGUAUCAGACUUUGUAUGCAUCAAGUGAAAGGGGGUUUGGCAAAAUAAUUAACUAUGCAGGUUCUAGUAUUCAAUCCCACUCUCUGUCGCCGACAGUUCUCACAACAGUUCCUUAACCCCUUAUUCUUCAACCAACAGCCACGCUGUGCUGCGUCACUUGAUUGUUCUCUACUCGUCCACUUAACUCUUGACUGCUCUUAUCUUACCAUGAGCCUAGACUUCGACAAUCUUGAUCUGUCUUUGUGAUGAUUCUGUGCUUGAUGUCACCUCUAAUGUGAUUGGCUGAAGGGGGGAAUGGGAGUGGUUACAUUGCUAUGGCUCCUCUGGCUAGAAUGUGCUGAUGUUGCCGAUGCAGAGUAAGCAUUUAGCAAAAAAACGAAUCCAAGAAAUUGACCAAUGAUUGAGCUACCUCAUUUUUCAACCCAGCAUGCACCAAUUGGAUCACUCACAGGGUGUAUGUCGAAAUGAAACUAAUCCUGUUCAAACUGUUUUUUGUUUUUUUUGCUAUCAUACAUUCAGUCAUGUGAACGUACAAUCUGUUCACAAUUUGGUUUGCCCUAACAGUUGUUAUUUCUACAUAACCACAGGCCUUCCUACGAUGUGUGUUCUCGCACCAUUUGAUUUCUUUACCUACCUACACUUCACCACUACUUAAUGUGGAUGACUUGUGUUCAUGUACAUCAUGGAAGGAGCCUGCAAUGUUCAUAGGAGUCCUACCGGUGCAGCACCAUUUAGGUCAUUCUGUGUUCUUCUAGUGUUUGGAACAGAACUGUUGACAUGAGAACUCUGUGCAUGUUCCACGCUCCCCAAAAGUCAUGAUUGGCUGUGGAAUAGCAUAUUGUCUGGGUUUUUAUUUUGGCAUCUGGUGCAGAGUAGAUAACCUACUUUUUAAAAAUCUGGUCUUAAUUGCUAGAUAUAACUUUGAAAAUCAAACGCAGUACUGUAUUUCUAUACUAUCCAUCAUUAACAGCCACCCAGAUUUUGUACUGUUGAAACAUUGUACAUACUGUAUAUUUGGUUUUGUGCAGAUUUGCGUCACACUAAGAACUUACAUUUCAGAAGCAGCCUAUAUACAUUAAAUCCAAUACAAAAAAAAAUGAAAGUCUGACUUGACAUUUUUAGUUGAUAAUUGGUGCUUAAUUAUUUGAAUUUGAUUGUAAUUCCUAGUCUCUUACCCUUCUUACAUCAGAUACAUUAUUUGAUGGAAUUGUUACUGUUCUUUGGCAUAUAUGCCAAGUUAGUUUCCUUUGUUUGACUGUGUGUGGUAUAACCCAGUCACUGUUAUCAUUGGAGAUGAAUAAUAAAAAGCAUAUGGUGUGUGUAUACCUAGAGAAAUUAGAUCAGCAAACCUUUUGUUUUCUGAAACAUGAUCAAAUAAUUUUUGUAUGUUUAUAUUUUACUUUGACAUUGGAUAUUGGGGUGGUGAUGUUUUAGUGUACAUUGGAUCCCCCCCCCACACACACACCACUCCUAAUCCUGACUCAAUCCACCACAAUCCCCCUAAAAUUCAAUUUCACACCUGUUUUCUUAAUCUUAUGUUUAAUUUAACAGUCUUGUCUGUGAAUUUAAUACAAUGAUAAUCCUAAAUAAAUUCUCAACUUUC